AAGUGAUGGGACUUCAUGAACUGCAUAGAGAGAAAUAGAGAGAGAGAGAGAGAGAGAGAGAGAGAGAGAGAGGUCGGGAAUAUCAACACAAAGCAGAAUGAGAAGCAGCGUCAGAUUAUACGGACUAUUGGCUGUAGUGCGGGGAAAACUGAAAUGCGCAUGAUCCUAUCACCAACGCCGGAGCGAGAGACUUUCAGUUGUGAGAAGCAGAGAUUUUAGUAAGUGGGAUUGCCGUGUGAUUUCCAUGGCCGUGCUUGGAGCCUAAUUCUGGAAAGUACUGGCACACAGGGGACCAUAUGGAACUGCGACCUGCAAAUUGCAACUCCGCUUUGAAUAUGAAGGAAAAGACUUUACGAAGAAUCCAGAAAAACAGUCAGGGGAUAUGAACGCAGAUCUUUGUAUUUCGCCUCGGUUUUUUCAUCUGUCGGGUUCGGUUUUGCGUCUUUGGGGAUGUUUGCGAGUUGCGCCUCUGCGGCUUCGGUUCGGAUACUGACCCGUCUAUGCGCCCUGGUGCUGGUCGUCGCUGUGGGACUCUGCUCAGAGCUACGGGUCCGGGUCCGGCUCUCUGACGGACUGGUGACCGAGGAGGUGUUGGAGGCGGACAGUGAGAGAGACGCGAUCUCGCUCGAAUUCAAGCAGGGAGACGGGGCACUCAUUACUUUUGUGGCGGACUUCAAACAGGAAGUGAAGAUAUUCCGAGCGCUGAUCCUGGGCGAGCUGGAAAGAGGGCAGAACCAGUACCAGGCCCUGUGUUUCAUCUCCCGCCUCGGCCGCAAUGAGAUCAUCCCCAGCGAGUCCAUGGCCCGUCUCAGACAGAAAAAUCCUCAGGCCAUUCGCUUAGCAGAGGAGCGGAGAGGACUGGAGCAGCUGACGAUGAGCGCAGCGGUCAAUCUAAGUCGGGCCUGGCAACUCAGCUCUCACAUCCACAACAUGUGCAGUGAGGCCCGGGAGGCCGUCUACACCAGGGAGGCCGAUGUCAAACACUGGCUGGACAAAGGAGUGGAUGGCUCCAUAUUUGAGGUCCUUCCCCAAACAACAGAAGCGCCCAGCUUUCAGGCCUGUCACUCUACUAAAGACUUGUGGCAGCCCUGCCUCUGCACAUACAGCCUACGUCUGGAGUGGUACCCGUGUCUGCUGAAGUACUGCCGCAGCCGGGACUCCACGGGAAAAGGCUCUAACUAUAAAUGUGGCAUAAAGAGCUGCAGCAAAGGCUACCAUUUCACAUACUAUGUUCCCCAAAAGCUGCUCUGUCUAUGGGACGAGGAAACCUAGCAUUUUGUUCUGGAUGGUUGAGAAAAGAGAAAGCCAGUUCUUCUCCACCCCUGCUAUUCAGAGUAAACACAGUAACACUGGACCUCAGUUUAUAUGAUAUGUGAAGCUGUCUCAGGUGGGGAGGGGUGAGAUCCAGAUGUUCAAGAAAUUAAUUCAGGUUCCAAGUGAGACCAAAUCCUUUAAGGAAGGUGAGAUGCAGCACGUUGUUCUAAGAGGAACCACUAACUUUCAGCCUUUUCUGGGAAAAUGAGAACUCAUUGUCAGCUGUAAUGUGACUUGCUGCCACUUUUGUGCCUUUUUUUUGGAGAAAAUAUUGCUGCAGAUGACAGAUGCCAACAACUAUAACCUCUCAAACAAGCUACAGCGUGCACAAAGUUGGACAGUGCAUUUCUGGUCAUUUAAACACCAGCAGAGUCCCACUCUGAUCAGAGGAGUCAUACAAACCUUAUCUUCCAUUCUGGUGAAGGAAAAUUUGAUUUAUCUUUGUUUUAAUUCCUGUGAAAAACAGUUUGUAGCCAGCUAAACACCUGUUUAUAACAAUGUAAGCUGGCUGAAAAAUAAAAUGCUCAAAUGCUGGCUUUAUUUAUUUUGGUUGCAAAGUGAAAUCAUGGAGGACUAUUUUUGUAUCUUUUUUUUUUUUGGUUAAAAAUAACCAUCAGUUUUCUUUCCUGUUUGCAUUCAACAAGCUCUUAAAGUCACACGUCUAAACCACAGGUCCUCAGUAACAAGAAGUAUUCAAACACAUUUAACCUCUUGGAUUUUGGAUGUUCCUUCCAGGCUCAUCCCAUAUGUCAUGCUACUUUGUUGCCAAGUUUUCAUGGUUUUACAGAGAGAAUGGGUAAACAUCUUUGGGUAAACAUCUUUGUUAUCUUAUAGGACAGUUUUAGCUCUGCUUUGCUCUAUCGUGUCCCAUGGGGAAGACCUCAUGCUCACCAAUCACAUUCACAGUCUGUUUAAAAAUGUCAAGUAAACCAAAGUCAAAGGAAAUACUGUCAAAAGAAGGGUGUAACGUUUCAGUUUAUAGAAACAGGCUCCUCAGUAUGGUGUUUUUCCAUGUUAGGGUUAAUUUAAUACUGCAGUAUAGCCUUUUUAAUUCUCUAUACUGCCAUCUUCUGGUAAAACGAUGUUUCUGAUUCUCAUAUUUGCUGUUGUAUCCCAAUGCCAGAAUUCUGCUUUUUGGUUUCUGUUUUUUUGUGCUCCUGUCAGCAGUUAAAUGGCUGUAAUUUAUGCAUCUUAUAACCCUUACAGUACCAUUUACAUGCGUAAUUCAAGGAGAAUAUCUUGAACUUGUGGGACCAAAUUUCAUUUUGUCUGUGUGCUCUUUAGAGCAAUAGGUUGCAAGUAUAACUUUGGUUUGUCUUAUAUCCAUCUUCAUUUCAGUCUCAUAUUGUUUGUUGGUAUGUCCGGCUAACGAAAGAACCAAAUGAGUGAAACAUUUCUAUUUGUGGCCUUUUCUGGUGAUCAAGUGCCUUAACAUUUCCACUGAUACCUUUUGCUAUGUAAUUGUAGAGUUUGUAAACAUAUUUUUUCUAUGAAAGAGUUUUCAUGAUGUUGUAAAAACGUUGCCAUAAGGAGAAAAUGAAGCAAUUAGAAAAAGAGUUGUGUUUUAAAUGAAUUGUUUCAAUAAAGUCUUUCUUUGCACUGCA
Messenger RNA from Micropterus dolomieu (smallmouth bass), 2918 nucleotides. It is a transcript of the gene oafa, whose product is annotated as OAF homolog a (Drosophila). The record is from RefSeq and is a predicted model, not a curated record. The transcript is spliced from 4 exons. NCBI's taxonomy places the organism in Eukaryota, Metazoa, Chordata, Actinopteri, Centrarchiformes, Centrarchidae. The coding region runs from base 451 to 1272 and encodes 273 amino acids.